AUGGUGCGGAGAGCGAACCUUAACCACUGCUGCAAUGCUCAGCAAUUGCUGAUGCAGACCGUUGCGGAGCGGUCCUCAGAUCUCGCGGUCAUAGCGGAGCCCUAUAAUGUUCCCGACCACUCUCGCUGGUUCGGGGACGUUACUGGAACCGUCGCCGUUUAUUGGGCGGGUGGUGAAGUGGUCCCACCUUGUUCCCUGCUCGAAAGGGGGCAGGGUUCGUGGCUGUCCCUCGCCGACUACGAGGUGUACCUGGACUGGCUUGCAAGCUGCGUACGCAGAUGCCUGCCCCGUCCCUUGAUCGUCCUAGGAGACUUCAAUGCCCACGCCAGGACUUGGGGCAACCCCAGAGACGAUCCGAGAGGAGAGACGUUACUCGAAUGGGCGGCUGUUCUGGAUCUCCGGCUAGUAAACCGAGGUUCGGAGAGCACGUGCGUACGGUGGCAGGGCGAGUCUAUCGUCGAUCUCACAUGGUCGAGUCCUGCUGCAAUUCGCGUGCUGUCGGGAUGGCGCGUCGCGGAAGUGGUGGUCACACUACCAGACCACCGCUACAUCGUAUUAGAUGUAACUCUCCGUCGUCCCGAACGUUCCACCUGUCGUCGAGAUGGCAACUUACCGCAUCGAUGGUCCUUUAAGCGGCUAAACCGAGACUUCCUUGAAGCUGCUGCCAUCGUCACGGCCUGGUCAGAAAACGCCGAAGAGGUCUUGUCCGAUUCAGAGAGUGAGUCGAUUCGACUCAGGGAUACGAUGACGUCAGUCUGCGACGUUUCUAUGCCCCGAACCGGCCGCCCCAAGUGCCGGGUAGUGUACUGGUGGUCGACGCAUAUCGCGCAACUACGCGAGUCUUGUCUUCGUGCGCGCCGCGAGUACACCGAAGAAGAAGGCAAGCAACUCCAGACCAAAAAGCUGAAGCAUACGAGACGUACUAGUCGAAAUCUCGGACGUUUGCGUUCGUUCCUAGAACGAGCUCCUAGAAGGACUCAACAGGGAUCCGUUUGGGCGUCCAUACCGUAUAGUGUUGGGCAAAUUGCGCCCGUGAAUGCCCCCACUGACGGACACCUUAGAUCCGAAUUAAGUGAGAAAGGUGAUAGAAGUACUCUUCCCAGUGAUCCGGUCAAGUCCCUCGGUCUCCCUGCCAUUACCGGCCUGGUCCGACGAGCUGGGAGUUACUGGGCAGGAGCUUAA
This is a messenger RNA of Nymphalis io (European peacock), 1182 nucleotides long. RefSeq lists its product as uncharacterized. The transcript has 3 exons. Lineage: Eukaryota; Metazoa; Arthropoda; Insecta; Lepidoptera; Nymphalidae. The record is from RefSeq and is a predicted model, not a curated record. The coding region runs from base 1 to 1182 and encodes 393 amino acids. Gene Ontology annotation, molecular function: catalytic activity.